AUGGCCGACUCGGCCCAGAUCCAACUCGACGCCGAGCUCAUCUACAACUACCACCAACUGCGAAUGCCCAUCCGCCCCGCCGACGCCAUCUUCUGCCUCUGCAGCCUCGACACGCGCGUCGCCCGGCGCGCCGCCCAGCUCUACCUCGACGGCCUGGCCCCGAUGGUCAUCUUCUCCGGCGCCUCGGGGCAGCUCACGGCGGGACGCUUCGCCAAGACCGAGGCAGAGACCUUUGCCGACGUCGCCCGCGCCAUGGGCGUGCCCGGCGACAGGGUGGUCGUGGAGCCGAGGGCGACCAACACGGGGGAGAAUGUGCGCUUCACACACGCCCUGCUGCAGGGCAUGGGCCUCCGCCCCGAGUCGCUCAUCCUGGUGCAGAAGCCGUACAUGGAGCGCCGGACGUGGGCGACGUUUAGGAAGCAGUGGCCCGGGGAGGCGAGCUUCGCCGUCACGUCGCCGCAGUUUACGUUUGAGGAGUACCCGGACGCGGAUAACCCGCGGGACCUGGUUAUCAGCAUCAUGGUCGGGGACCUGGUGAGGAUUCGGGACUAUCCCGCGCUGGGGUUCCAGGUUGAGCAGGUCAUUCCGGAUGGUGUGUGGGCGGCCAUGGAGAGGCUCGUGAGGGCGGGUUAUGACAGGCAUCUGCCGAGGGGAUCCGUGGUGAAUGGAUCCAAGUGA
This is a messenger RNA of Metarhizium brunneum ARSEF 3297, 678 nucleotides long. RefSeq lists its product as uncharacterized. The record is from RefSeq and is a predicted model, not a curated record. Gene Ontology annotation, cellular component: plasma membrane. NCBI's taxonomy places the organism in Eukaryota, Fungi, Ascomycota, Sordariomycetes, Hypocreales, Clavicipitaceae.